Momordica charantia (bitter melon) is the source of this 1216-nucleotide messenger RNA. RefSeq names its product Ubiquitin-conjugating enzyme family protein. Lineage: Eukaryota; Viridiplantae; Streptophyta; Magnoliopsida; Cucurbitales; Cucurbitaceae. Gene Ontology annotation, molecular function: protein binding. The record is from RefSeq and is a predicted model, not a curated record.
UUUAAAAUCAUAAUAAUCGAGUUAAAACUAGGGACGCAAUUCGUAUUUUGCCACAAAAAGGAAAACAAGGGCAACAAGGGAACUUAUAGGUAUCUAUUAGCACAGUGACUGUGAUUGCAUCUCGGCGUCGCCAGGGAGAGGAGGGAAGCCAAUUCCAAUUGUAGCAACCAUGACUGACUAUGCACAAGAGCAGGAGAUGGAAAUUGAAGCAUUGGAAGCUAUACUUAUGGAUGAUUUUAAAGAAAUUCACUCAAGUGAGAGUGGCCUAAAUACUUCUAGUAGAUGCUUUCAGAUAACUCUAUCACCUCAGGACGAUGAGGCAGAUGAACCAACAACUUAUCCAGUUCAGCUGGCUUUGAUUUUCUCACAUACAGAGAAAUAUCCUGAUGAACCUCCUCUUUUGAAUGUGAAAAGUUUAAGAGGAAUACCGGGAGAAGAUCUAAAGAUUUUGCGAGAAAAGCUUCAGCAAGAGGCAUCUGAAAAUCUUGGUAUGGCUAUGGUCUACACUCUUGUCACAUCAUCUAAAGAUUGGCUAUCUGAGCGAUUUGGUCAAGAUAGUAAUCUUGAGAGCGCUGAAGCAGAAGAGAGGGCAAAAGAUGAUGUGAUUGUACCACAUGGAGAACCUGUCACCCUUGACACAUUUUUAGCAUGGAGGGAAAGAUUUGAAGCAGAGAUGGCGCUGGAACGAGCCAAGAUAAUGCCCGAAUCAGCUCUUACUGCACCUAAGGAGAAGAAACUUUCUGGCAGGCAGUGGUUUGAGAGUGGACGAGCUUCUGCAAAAGGUGCAGCUGCAGUUACCGAAGAAUCUGAUGAGGAAGAUGAGGAAGAUAUUGACUUUGACGAGGAUGAUUUUGAAGAUGAUGAGGACGACAUGCUUGAGCACUAUCUAGCUGAGAAGCCAGAUUCAUCCUCACACUCAUCCAGAAGGGCUUAGCUAAAAACGAUCCAUUGAUUUGCUAGCUGGUCCGGACACUCACAAAUAUUAAAAAGAAGGAAUCUUAGUUGAAACCCGGGCAACCUUUUUCCCAUAUAUGCAACUUUUUGUUCUAUUUACUGUCAAAUGAGAAAGCUGGCGAUGAAGAGAUGUUCUUAGAAGGCUUCAUUUUCUUGGUUUUUUUGGUUAGAAAGAAAGCUAGUGGUGGCUGUGACAUUUUGUAUUCAUAUUUUCUCUUUACAUUUACUAUUCAAUGAAAGAUUCUCCCUAAAACAUGUCAAA